AUGUCCGCACCUCAGCAAAUCAACAAUUUGCAAUCGUCGUUCCAAAGAGCGGUCAACUUGGGUGGCUCGCCCGGCGAAGUUUCGACCUCGCCAACACAGUCUUUCAUGAGCUCGAUCCCAGGUCGUGUAGGUCUCUCAAAGCAGACUAAGGCCCUAAAACCUUUUUCGACAGGUGACAUCAAAAUUCUACUGCUGGAAAAUGUUAAUCAGACCGCAGUAGAGAUCUUCGACGGCCAGGGCUACCAGGUGGAGUACCACAAAGCGUCGCUCCCCGAAGAAGAGCUUAUUGAGAAGAUCAAGGACGUGCACGCCAUUGGUAUCAGAUCCAAGACCAGAUUGAGCGAAAAGAUCCUCAAACACGCCAAAAACCUGGUUGUCAUCGGCUGUUUCUGCAUCGGGACCAACCAGGUCGACCUGAACUACGCCGCCAAGCUGGGUGUCUCCGUCUUCAACUCGCCCUUCUCCAACUCCAGAUCCGUCGCAGAGCUUGUCAUCGCUGAGGUUGUCACUCUGGCCAGACAGCUCGGUGACAGAUCCAUCGAAAUGCACACCGGAACGUGGAACAAAGUCUCCAAGAAGUGCUGGGAAGUUAGAGGUAAGACGCUGGGGAUCAUUGGAUACGGCCACAUCGGUUCUCAAUUAUCGGUGCUUGCCGAAUCCUUUGGUAUGCGCGUCUUGUACUACGACGUGGUUACCAUUAUGGCCUUGGGAAGUGCCAAACAGGUUUCCACUUUGGAUGAACUACUAAACAAAUCGGACUUUGUCACGUGCCACGUUCCUGCCACUGCAGAAACCAAGAACUUGCUAUCUGCGCCACAAUUCGCCGCGAUGAAAGACGGUUCGUACGUGAUCAACGCCUCGAGAGGUACUGUCAUCGAUAUUCCAGCUUUGGUUGAAGCCAUCAAGGCCGGCAAGAUCGCUGGUACUGCGCUGGACGUCUACCCCAACGAACCUGCCAAGAACGGUGCCGGCGCCUUCAACGAUGAGCUCAACAGCUGGGUUUCCGAGCUGGUGUCGCUGCCUAAUGUCAUCUUGACACCUCACAUUGGUGGUUCCACCGAGGAGGCCCAAAGUGCGAUCGGUAUCGAGGUCGCCUCCAGUUUGACCAAAUACAUCAACGAAGGUUGCUCUGUCGGGUCUGUGAACUUCCCAGAAGUUGCUCUGAGGGGUCUGGACCUCGACCAGGAAAACGUGGUCCGUGUUCUGUACACCCAUCACAACGUUCCUGGUGUUUUGAAAACCGUCAACAACAUUUUGUCCAAUCACAACAUCGAGAAGCAGUAUUCAGACUCUCAAGGCGACAUUGCCUAUCUGAUGGCCGAUAUCUCUUCCGUCGAUCAAAGCGAUAUCAAGCAAAUCUACGACCAGCUAAAUGGCACCGAGUACAAGAUCUCCAUCAGACUGCUAUAUUAA
Lachancea lanzarotensis is the source of this 1413-nucleotide messenger RNA. Its product is annotated as LALA0S01e03004g1_1. The transcript has a single exon. Lineage: Eukaryota; Fungi; Ascomycota; Saccharomycetes; Saccharomycetales; Saccharomycetaceae. Gene Ontology annotation, molecular function: NAD binding; oxidoreductase activity, acting on the CH-OH group of donors, NAD or NADP as acceptor. The coding region runs from base 1 to 1413 and encodes 470 amino acids. The record is from RefSeq and is a predicted model, not a curated record.